GUUUUUGAUUUGGUGUCCGUUCACACGCUUCAAGACUUACCCUUUUACAAGGUCCUUGUCGUUCGUCACUGUCGAACUGACCCACAAAGAUUUCCCUCAGUUAGCUCAGUGACUCAGUCUACAACACUGUUGAGCUUAAUCCAAAACCCCAUUUACUUGGGGUUCCAUGAAUUUUCUGCGUUGGUGAGCUGGAAAAGUUGUUGGGAUUCUUCAAAAACUGUAGCUUUUUGGGGGAAAAGAUUUGAAGUCAAGGAAGGAUGA
Molecule: messenger RNA, 261 nt
Organism: Arabidopsis thaliana (thale cress)
Lineage: Eukaryota; Viridiplantae; Streptophyta; Magnoliopsida; Brassicales; Brassicaceae
Exons: 3
Source: RefSeq, marked reviewed